This is a messenger RNA of Penicillium malachiteum, 1104 nucleotides long. Its product is annotated as protein disulfide isomerase family protein. Gene Ontology annotation, molecular function: protein disulfide isomerase activity. The transcript has 2 exons. NCBI's taxonomy places the organism in Eukaryota, Fungi, Ascomycota, Eurotiomycetes, Eurotiales, Aspergillaceae. Gene Ontology annotation, biological process: protein folding. The record is from RefSeq and is a predicted model, not a curated record. Bases 1 to 1104 code for a protein of 367 amino acids. Gene Ontology annotation, cellular component: endoplasmic reticulum.
AUGGCCCGUCUGAGCUUCCUGCUCCUGGGUGCCCUCUCCGCGCUCGGCAGCUUUGCCAACGCCAGCUCCGCCGUUAAGGACCUUCUCCCCACGAACUUUGACGAGGUCGUCUUGAAGUCCGGCAAGCCCGCUCUGGUUGAGUUCUUCGCUCCCUGGUGUGGUCACUGCAAGACCCUUGCCCCCGUCUACGAGGAGCUCGCUACCGCUUUCGCCUUCGCCGAGGAUAAGGUUACCGUUGCUAAGGUUGAUGCCGAUGCGAACCGUGAUCUUGGAAAGCGCUUCGGCGUUCAGGGUUUCCCCACCCUGAAGUGGUUCGAUGGAAAGAGUGAUAAGCCUGAGGAGUACAAGGGUGGUCGUGAUCUUGAGAGCUUGUCUUCAUGGAUCACUGACAAGACCGGUAUUAAGCCUCGUUCCGCGCAGAAGGAGGCCAGCAAGAUUGAGAUGCUGGAUGACGCUUCCUUCAAGUCCACCGUUGGUGGUGACAAGAACGUUCUGGUUGCCUUUACUGCGCCGUGGUGUGGCCACUGCAAGAACCUCGCUCCUGCCUGGGAAUCCCUCGCCGUUGACUUCGACCUUGAGUCUAACGUCGUGAUCGCUAAGGUUGAUGCCGAAGCUGAGAACUCUCGUGCUCUGACCAAGGAGCAGGGUGUCACCGGCUACCCUACCAUCAAGUUCUUCCCCGCUGGCUCCACCGAGGCCGAGAUCUACUCCGGCGCCCGCUCCGAGGAUGCUUUGAUCCAAUUCCUGAACACCAAGACUGGUACUCACCGUGUCGCUGGUGGUGGUCUGGACGCCCAGGCCGGUACCAUUGCUGCCCUUGACAAGCUGGUUAGCGAGUACGUGGCUGCUGCCAACUUCGAGUCGCUGGCUACCGAGGUCAAGAAGGCUGCCACCGGUCUGCAGGACAAGUACGCUGAGUACUACGUCAAGGUUGCUACCAAGCUGAGCGAGAACCAGGGCUACGUCUCCAAGGAGCUGGCUCGUCUGGUUAAGGUUCUGAGCAAGGGCAACUCCGCCCCGGAGAAGGUCGAUGACCUUGUCUCCCGAAGCAACAUCCUGCGUCGCUUCGCUGGCGAGGACCAGGAGAAGAAGGAUGAGCUGUAA